Peronospora matthiolae is the source of this 2193-nucleotide messenger RNA. The record is from the annotation of a GenBank genome assembly. NCBI's taxonomy places the organism in Eukaryota, Oomycota, Peronosporomycetes, Peronosporales, Peronosporaceae.
AUGGCCGAGCCGCCAAUGCGUCAAGACUUUCCACCCAUGGACCACCAUCGAGGGGGUCCUGGUCCCGGUGGCCCGCAGAUGAACGCGCCGUAUCCGGACCAGCGUCCGCCAUUUGGACGUGAUGAGUUCCGCGGUCGACAUCGCAGUGAUAGUCGUGAUAAUUACGACAUGCGGUUCCGGGGUCCCCGUGGUCAUAGUCGCAGCCGCAGUCCGCCACGUCGUGGUCGGGGACCUGCUGAUUGGGACGCGGGGCCUCGCUUUGAUGACGCUGGACCUCCUCGUCGUGACGCUCGGCCGCCCUCAUCGGUGCCCGAGCCGCUCGUGUCGUACAAAGUCUGGAUCAUGCGACAGACCGACGAGCUGUCCCCUGAAGUGUAUCAACAGCGCUACGAGGAGUACAAGAAGAAACACGUGCAGCGUGUGUUACGUGCUUUUUUCGAUCAACACAAGCGGGAAGAGUGGCUGCAAGAGCGCUACUCGCCAGCGCUGCGUCACCGAGUGGAGAAACAAAAGAUGAUGCAGCAGAUGAACGAAGCCAAACAGUUUGGCGAACGCGUGCGCUCAGGAACGACCAAGAUUUGUCUGGACGAACAGCAGGCUGCAGAGAAUAGCGGGACCUCUGCAGAGGAUUUUGCCAAUGAUAUGGAGCUCAGUGCGCGCGUGUUGUACUUGCGCCGUGUGCCGUGUGCAUGCCCUGUUGGUACACUCAGUGAGACGAUCAAGAAGGCGGGAGGCCCUUUUGUACACUUGUACCUGUCGGAUCCCGUGAAGAAGAGCGCGUUUGACUUUGACCGAUCCGCGUACGUUAUCUACGAAAGUGCGGCAGCAGCAAGUGACGCCAUGCCCAAGAUCCACAACACGUUUGUGGAAGACAGUAACCAGUUCCCGCCUUUCCGUCUUCAAGUGUCACCUCACCGUGCUCGAGCACCGUUGAAGACUCCGUCGUAUUUGUCAGUGCCUGAGCGUCUAACAGCCGACUACAAGCAGUCUCUUGCGUUGGCCAAGGCGCUUGACUUUCGUUUGUUUCAUGGUGCCGAAGACAAGCUGGCACGUUUCGGCAUUGAGGCCCUCCUGGCAUCUGAGGAGGUUGCGCCGAAUCUCUUAACUGACAAGGCAAAGCUGGACGUUGUUAUAGCGUAUUUGCGCCGCGUGCACCACUAUAUUUAUUAUGCAGGUGUGCAGUGUCUUGACAUGGGUGACAUAAUGCACGUGCACCCUGCGCUUUUCUGCCGCCCGCCGCCUUCAGCUCGUGAUAUAGAUGAAGAGAAGGCUAGACAAGAAGCUGCGACAGCUGGCGCUUCCAAGUUGGAAGAAGAUGCGGUUACCGAGAAAAAUAAGGAUGACGCGACAAAAGCCGAAGCAGGAGAGAGAAAAGGAUCGUCAGCCUCCUUGACAGGAGAGACUGCAAAGGCCAUCGGCGGAUGGGCAGCGGCUUUGGAUGAAAAAGUGCAGGCGUAUUUGAAAGAGCUGGCACCUGAAAUUGUGGAAGCCAAGCGUGCCAAGAAUCGUGCUUUGGUAGAUGAGAUUGAAGCUCGCGAAGAGGCGGCACUGGAAAGCACGUACGCGAACUACGGUGAAAAGGCAAGCGAUGACGGCAAACACCGUUGCCGACUGUGUACAAAGCUGUUUAAGGCCAUGGACUUUGUGAAGAAGCAUAUUCGCAACAAGCAUCCUGAGCUGGCGGUUGAUAAAAUUGCUGAGGUGGGCGAGAGCUACAUGUGGGAGCAGUACCGUGAAGACGAACAGCACCCGAUGCCUCCUCUUGAGACUAGUAAUAGCGCAGGAGGAGCCGCCAUCCUCGGUGGACGCGGAGGUUCAAAUGGUGGCCGCAAUAGUGGUGGCUUCCGUGGGCGACCUGACAGAGAUUUUAAUGGAGGAGGCGGUGGCCGAGGCAUGUACCGCGAUGAAGGUCCCCGCGGUCGUGGUCCGCCCAUGCGCGAUGAUCACAUGCGAAGAGGCUCGUUCGACCGACCUCCGCGAUCACCUCCUCGACACAACGGCAAUAAUGGUCGGUCGCCUCCGCGUGGCCCCCCUUUUGGUGGUCCGCGGGCACCAGAGAGGGACCUGCCAGUGGAUCCUCGCCAAGUGUCGACGUCGUACCGUGAUCUGGAUAACCUGCAGGACACCAAAGUGGAGCUAAGCUUUGAUGCACUUGACAGCUUGCCGCCUCCCAAGAAGAAAACAAAGGUAUGA